This is a messenger RNA of Spodoptera frugiperda (fall armyworm), 1858 nucleotides long. RefSeq lists its product as uncharacterized. Gene Ontology annotation, molecular function: arylformamidase activity. The record is from RefSeq and is a predicted model, not a curated record. The coding region runs from base 411 to 1256 and encodes 281 amino acids. NCBI's taxonomy places the organism in Eukaryota, Metazoa, Arthropoda, Insecta, Lepidoptera, Noctuidae. The transcript is spliced from 5 exons.
CGUAGGACCAAGAAGUUACCUAGGAAACUAGUUUGAUCAGCAAAUUGAUUAAAGAAACAGUGGUUAGUGAUAAAAAUAGGAAAAAGGAAACAAUUGAUGACAAUACACUCAAAAUUUGGCCAAAAAGUUAAAGCAUUCACUGCCGAAAGAAAGCUGUUGAAGGCAAAUCCUCCGUUAAGCUUCGGUCUUGUCCAGUUUACGUGUUAAUAGUGGAAAUCAUUUAGAUAGUGUUUUAAGCUAAAGAAAAUAUCGGUGCAUUCUUUUUCCAAAGAAAAAAUCAACGUACAAAACGGAUUUAGAACAAUUCAUACAGAAAACGGAUACGAAACCCAAACCCGUGAGUCACUAACGACAAAAAACAAAACUAGAUAUAGUUUACGUAAAGAUAGUAAGCGACAAUACUACAGAAAAUGAACAAAAACGUUUUCCUAGUAACGUUCCUACUCCACAUGAGUCAUGUGUAUUACUGUAUUGAAGAUCCGGAUAGGAUAGACGUGGUGGAUAUGACCAAGCCCACUACUUGGCGGGACCUGGCCAUAUACUACGGUGCUGUGGAAAAGCAUUGGAAGAUGUGCAUCAACUGCGGUGUGCCAGACUUGGGCACUGGUAUACAUCUGGAACAUACUGGCAGCACGGGAUCCAUGCACCCUGCCGUCAUACCCUCGGAAUAUCUUUUAAGUCGACUAUCAAUAGUGGACGUGAGCACACUGACCACGCUGAACCCCUCAGUGGUUCUAACCCUGGACGUGGCGUUACAAUGGGCAGCACUGAAGCAUGACCCCAAGGAACCAACACUGCUGCUCUUCAAGUUCGGGUGGACGGAGGAAGACAACAGCCGGAUCAACGUCGGUGCCUGCGUUUGUAAAGUACCUGGUUUAAGCUAUGAGCUAGCAGAAUGGAUAGCAGCGAACUUGAGCCACGUGGUUGGAGUAGCGACUGACACUCCCACCUUCGAGUCGGAGCAGACCAGGGAGUUUGCCAGCAGAACUGUCUCCAACGUGCUGGGGAGGAGCGGGAUCUACAUGAUUGAAAAUGUACAUUUUAGGAGGAAAAUGCCAGAACAAGGCUGCAUGGCGCUAGCUAUGCCCUUAAAACUCCUGAACGCGCCCUACGUGCCUACUCGCUUAACAGCCUUCUGCCCAUCCACAAAAUCAGAUCUACACGUCGUGAUGGCUCUCAAGAAGGAAAUUCCUAUCCAAACUAGACUGCCAAACAGCAGAGUGUAUGAUGUCAAUCUAGACGAAAUAUUAAGCUAGAAUGGUAAUAAAUAGGGUUGGAAAUUAUUAUGCUAGAAUACUAAGUCUUUACCUACGCGUGAUAUUGUUAGAGUUGUUUAUUUACCGUAAAAUCGGGUAUGUUUGACACAAACAUGUUGUAUAUCAACAAAAAACUAAUAUAGGAACGCUUUGUUCUAAAUUCUUAUUGGUUAUAGGAUUUGGAGCAAAGUUGCUAGUGGGUCAAAAUAGCCCGAACUUACCUGGUAUUUAUUUAUACUUAUAUUAUAUUGGAAAACCAACAGCUAUACAUGGCAAAUAAAUAGUGGCAAAAUUAUUUAGUGAUACUGCCGUUACAAACGGCAAUUUCAUAGGUAAAGACUUAUUAUUACAAAAACAAGAAAGAAUCAAAGCCAUAUCGGUCCAGCCGUUCUCGAGUUUUAGCGAGACUAACGAACAGCAAUUGAUUUUUAUAUAGAUUAAGUGUGAACGAAAAAAGUAAACGUGUUUAUUAUGAUCCGUAAGUGCGCUCGCCAUUUUUUAUUUAUUUUAUUAUACGUUAAAAAUGUUUAUUUGAGGAAUUAUAGACCUUAAGCAGCUUGUUAUAGAAAUUGUAUUAUGUUAUACGUUGAUUUUAGCUACAU